CUCCCCCACCUCCGCACGCGGCGCCUCAGCGCGCGCCCCGACGCUCCCGCGGGGGCUGGCCGCCAUGGAGCCGGCGACCCCGGAGAGCCUUUCGGUCCUGUACCAGAGUGCCGACUUCGUGGUGGUGAACAAGCGCUGGGACCUCCGCCUAGACAGCAAGCUGUGGCCCCGGCCCCUGACCCUACAGGCCCAGCUAAACCAGCGCUUCCCCGACCUGGCCGACCCCGGCACCUGCCAUGGCUUCAGAUUUUGCCACCAGCUGGACUUCUCCACCAGCGGGGCGCUGUGCGUGGCCCUCAACAGAGCUGCCGCCGGCAGAGCCUACCGGUGCUUCAAGGAGCGGAUCGUCACCAAGGCCUACGUCGCCCUGGUCCGAGGCCACGUGGGCGAGGACAGGAUGACCAUCAACCACGCCAUCGGCAAGAACACCACCGAAGGACUGACCCACACCAUGUGCAUCCAGGGCACAGAGGGGUGUGAAAACGCCAAGCCUUGCCAGACGGAGCUGUGGGUCCUGGAACACGGCACGUACAGCGGCGACCCUGCCUCUAAGGUGCUGCUGCAGCCGCUCACCGGCCGGACGCACCAGCUGCGGGUGCACUGCAGCGCCAGCGGCCACCCGAUUGUGGGCGACUUCACCUACAGCCUCGGGCGGGACAGCGCCCCCUUCCGCAUGAUGCUGCAUGCCCUCUACCUGCGCGUCCCAACCGGCCCCGAACUCGUCGAGGCCACCGCCCCGGACCCCUUCCUCCCCUCCCUGGACCCCUGCUGGGUCUCCUUGCGCACUAUCCAACCCCUGAACGCCACGCUCCGGACCCUGCGGACCGCCGGAGAGAGGGCCGAGGCCGAGGAGGCCGGUCGGGUGCCCGCCGCGGGCCAAAGCGGGACCUCGGGGCGGGCGGUUGUCACGGAGUGCGCCGAGCGCCAGUGCCGGGCCUGGCUGGAGGAGUGGGCGUUCGAGCCGGAUAGCUGAGCUCCCCAUCCCGACCGCUGGCCACUCCUGCCGCCGGGCCGGCAUCAAAUCUGCCCUGCCCUCUGGGCGGUGGUAUUGGCCUCCGGCCCCCUGGGCGGUCUCCAGGCGAUCCCGGGUCCCAGCAGAAGCUGGUGACUGUGGACCGGGGCCGGGCUCGGGUCCAAUGGCCCCAGGGGAGUUGGGGACCUCAUAGACCCCUGAGAUGGCUUCCCUCGGCCCCCCAGUCCGGCCGCCGAGGAGCCGCUGGCACCCCCAGUCCAGAUCCCAGGACUCUCCCCCUGGGCCCCUCUGCAGGACCCUAGCACUACUGAGGCCCUCGGGCCCCCUUCCCUUCCCCUCCCCUGCUGGACUGCACCCAAGCUGUUUGGGAAAGUCCUCUCGAAACCAGCACCCUGCCCUAGCCCCAGCUCUGUGCCCGCCGGCCCACCACCCGCUGACAACUCCUGUUGUCACUUUAGCGGGCACGAGGAGGGAGGGGAUCAGGUCCCCCAUUCUCCAUUCUCCAUUGUGGCUCAGUUUCCGCGGGGAGCACUGUCCUCUACCAGACCCUCUGCCACCAGGUGCCCUGGCUCCCAGCCCACCGGCCCCCCCCAGGUAAUCGAGUCACCAAGAGCUGGAGUGCAUCAGAGUGCUUGUGGGACAUUUUACAUGGACUGGCUGUCUGUGCGUGUGUGUGACGCAGUGGUGUAGACAUCUCUCUACUCUCAGUACUGAGAGCUCAUCUCCUCCAAGAGGCCUUCCCAGACUGAGCUUCCCCUUUUCCCUCUGCUGCCUCUCUGC
Molecule: messenger RNA, 1753 nt
Organism: Ornithorhynchus anatinus (platypus)
Lineage: Eukaryota; Metazoa; Chordata; Mammalia; Monotremata; Ornithorhynchidae
Gene: RPUSD1
Product: RNA pseudouridine synthase domain containing 1
Exons: 6
Coding region: 65-973 (302 amino acids)
Biological process (GO): pseudouridine synthesis
Molecular function (GO): pseudouridine synthase activity; RNA binding
Source: RefSeq, a predicted model, not a curated record